Fusarium pseudograminearum CS3096 is the source of this 381-nucleotide messenger RNA. RefSeq lists its product as uncharacterized. The record is from RefSeq and is a predicted model, not a curated record. Bases 1 to 381 code for a protein of 126 amino acids. The transcript has a single exon. NCBI's taxonomy places the organism in Eukaryota, Fungi, Ascomycota, Sordariomycetes, Hypocreales, Nectriaceae.
AUGAAAGCUUUACAACGCUUGCGAGACUUCGUCAACAACACGGCUUCACCCAUAUAUCAGCCUGCGAAAUAUGAGUUACCAGAAGGCUAUUACGGCGAAGCGGGCAUGACAGGCGAUGCGAUGGAAUGGGGGUUCCUCGAGGAUCCUCCUAUGAGCACCAAAACAGCGACCAGCUUUGUUGAUUCAGGUUUCCACGACGAACACUGGCAUGUGUUAGAACAGGCUGCAAUUGCAACACCAGCGUCUCCUUCGUUCGUAUAUGCCGACAAACACAAACUCGGCACAUCCGUUCGUCCAACGAGGACAAAAGCUACUGUACCGGGUGACGACUUGCUUGACAACCUAUUUGCGUUGCCCUUUGACCAUUUAAGACAUAUUUAA